GCACUUCAGUAGUGUGUAGAACAGAGGGCUGAGAAGCAUAAGGGAAUAUUCGGGAGUGAUUUCACUGCAACACCUUAGACCACCAAGGAUGGAAUUGGCCUACUCGGUUGAACUUGGAGCCUUUUGUUGCUCAUUUCCAGUUUCCUGAGUGCCCCGGCGGGGUGAUGUGUGAGGGAGAAGGGGAGGAGGAGUUUGCUUGAGUCCAGUGUUGGAGCCACACAGUGGCUAGCGUGCGUCUGAUGUCAGAGGCUCCAGGCUUCCCUCUCUCUGAGUCCUGCAGCCUGCUUCCUGGGCUUCACUGCUGGGGAGGCGUGAGUCACGGCCCUGUUGGAGCAUGUGGCUGCUGACUGUGCUUCAUGGGAACCUGCCAGGCUGGUAGUCAGAGAGAGUCGUGUGCGUGUUUCCCUCUCGACACUCUGGGACAUGAGGGUGUCUGAGGAGAGCUGCAGCGUGGAGACGGAGGUGUCUGUUCCGCCCGCCGGGAACGCAACCCCCGCAAGCCUUCAGAGCCUGAAUGCUGAUGGCCAGCCGCCUUUGAACCCGCGCCGCCUCCUGGUGGCAGACAGCCGGCACUCCCCCAGGGCGUCCCAUCGAACGCUAUCCCCGUCCUGGAUUGAUCCCGUUGGGCUGUGGAAGAUGGAGACUGAGAUUCUUCCUCCUGAUCUGAAGGUAUUCCGCACAGUACUGGCAGGGGGUUCCCGAGGCAGAGUGGACUCCGGUUCUGCACUGCAGGGGAACUGCGUUCAUGUUGUGCCACCUGUCCGGUGCCCCCAGCCUUCUCUGUCCACGUCUAGCGGCAGCAGCGAUUUGCGCUCCGCACUGGCAUCGGAUCUGACCACGUUAGCGGGAAACGGCACAAGCCGCAACCGUCACGUGAAAGGUGGGCGCUCUCAUCCGGAACAUCCCAGAGCGGACCGCUCGCUCGACGGCUCCUCAAAGGUCCUCACGCGAGACAAAACCUCUUUCAAACGGACCUCCGCCGACAAAGACCAGACCGGCCUUCCGCCCAAGGGCCAGUUAGUGCGGAAUAGGAAGGAGCGCUCCACGCUGCUGGUCCGGAGGUUUUACAAAAACAACCAGAAGGUGAGGAAGCUGGUGCGCGCGGGCACCAGAGACCUGAUUACGGUGCUGCCCCCAGGACACAUGGGUGCGAACGCCACGGAGGUCCUCUCCAGGACGCGACGCCCGGACUCCAUCCCCACACACAGGGGGCCGGCCGGGGCCGGCAGCUUGCAGGAGUGCCGGAUUCUCUGUCCUGAGGGCAGAUGUCUGGAGUUGCUGGUCUUCUCUGUGCUGAGCGCGUGGGAGGGAGCGUUCGAACCGGCAAAUCUUCUCCACCCUUCCUGGAAGAUCCUGGCCUCGUCUGUGCAACAGGGGGACCCCACCCGGCCAUGGCCCACCCCCGGGGAGAGUAACUACUGCGCCACCCUGCGCAGAACCGCCUUCGCCGCCCACAUCACCGGGGUGCUCCUGGAGGCCACGGUGUCCCUGGGAGCCUGCAGUGUCCUCCCCAACGUCUCCGUCGUGCCCAAAGGCAGGGCUAUCCUGAAAGAACGGCAGGUGCGCAGCGCCAUGGCGGGUCCCGGCUCGCCGGCCCCGGGCGAGGAUUUGGCGGCCCUGCGGCACCUGGUCCCGUUCCCCGAGGAGGUGGCCAGCGUCCUGACAGAGCAGGAGCAGCAGCUGUACCGCAGGGUCCUCCCGCUGGACUACCUCCGCUUCCUCACGCUAGACCUGGACGUGCCCGAGCCCCGCGGACUCCACGCCCAGCUGCAGGCCUCGCUGUGCCCGCGCGGGGGCCAUCGCAACACCGUGAGGGACCUGGUCUCGCGCUUCAAUGAAGUGAGCUCCUGGGCUACCUGGCUGAUCCUGACUGCAGGCUCAAUGGGAAAGAGAGAGGUCUUCUCCCACCUGGUCCAUGCUGCCAAGUGCUGCUGGAACAUGGCCAAUUACAACGCUGUAAUGGAGCUACUGGCUGGGCUCAGGUCCCGUAAGGUGCUGAAGAUGUGGCAGUUCAUGGACCAGUCGGACCUGGAGGCCAUGCGUGGCCUGAAGGACUCCAUGGCGCAGCACGAGUCCACGGCCGACUACAAGCGCAUACUGAACCGUGCCCUCCACAUUCCUGGCUGCAAGGUGGUCCCCUUCUGCGGAGUCUUCCUCAGGGAGCUCGGCGACGCCCUGGACGGAGCCGCCAGCCUCAUCAGCUUACACCCCGACGGGGACUCCAUCCAGUUUGUGACAGACUACAGAGGCCAGGAUCGCUUCCUGCAGAGGGCUGGGAGAGGAGGUCUGAGGAGCUCGGAGAAGGAGGCCACAGUCAGCAACAUCCUGCAGAUCAUACGCAGCUGCAACCGCAGCCUGGAGUCCGAGGAGGGCGAGGAGGGCAUGGGUGAAGGGGUUCCUCACAGGAACUCCUUUAACGACAAAAGCAGGAGCCAACUGUCUGUGGGGGACCUCUGGGAUUCGGAGGGGGAUCUGCCAGGUCUGUCCGGGGAGUCAGAGGUCCAGGGUCUGGACGAGUGGCAGAGGGCCUUUGCACACGGGACGGAGCUGAUCCCCUGGUACGUGCUCUCCAUCCGGGCCAACGUGCACCAGUUCCUCCUGCAGGGGGCGACGGUGAUCCACUAUGACCAGGACUCCCACCAAACCGCCCGCUGCCUGCUCCGUCUGCAGCCUGACAACUGCUCCCUCUCCUGGGCCAAGCUCCCCAUCUGCGGCUCCUCCAACAGCAAGGCCGAGUUCACCUACUGCCGGCCCCAGCCGUUCGGGCAGGCCGUGCUGAAUGGACUGACAGACGGGUUUCUGGACCUUUCCGUGGCGAAGGCGGUGUUCCUGGGACACCCUGGGGCGGAUGUGGGAGCGGUGUGUCUGCAGAACAAGCUGAGCGGUCUGAACCGCGAGGAGAGUGCAGUCACCCUGCUCUACGGCCACCACACCACCGAUAACAAGCUCCUGCACUUCAUAGCGCCCAAACACACUGCCCGCACGCUGCACGACGGGCUGGCCGACCUCAUCUCCGCACUCAGGAGAAUGAAGCGCUUUCCUGACCAGAGGCUCCAGUGGCUGAGAAAACAAUACGUCAGCCUCUAUCAGGAGGACGGCCGGUACGAGGGCCCCACCCUGCCCCAUGCUAUAGAGCUGUUUGGUGGGAGGCGCUGGAACACAGGAAGUGCAAGCGCUCAGAAGAGCAGCCCACUCACCAUUACCACUACCAGGAAGAAGAAGCCUCUGAUUAGGUCCUACAGCGGGGAUGCCACUGACGAUGAGGCCUGCUCUCGGAAGACGAAGAGCUGCAGAGACACGGUGAAUAGGCACGGCUCCGACCCCAGCCUGGAUAAGGACCCCCUCGAUGACAGCAGUUCCUCGGGUGUCCCGUUUUCCUCGUCCUCCAGUAAAAGUACCACCACCAGCAUCUCCAGCUCUCCCCCCACCCCCUCUACCCCACCCCAGGCACACUCCUCCCCAUUUACGUCUCCUUCUACACAGCCACACUCCUCUCCCAUCCUCCCUUCUGCUACCAAGGGGCAGGCCAGCGCUAGGGCCUGUUCUAACCGAGGAAAGGGUCUCAAGGGCUUCCAAAACCUCAUGGUCUCAGACACCCCCAUGACCUUUACUGAAUUUGUGGAGCUUUUCAAAUCCUUCAGCAUACGAAGUCGGAAGGACCUGAAGGAGCUGUUUGAAGCAUUUGCUGUCCCCUGCUGUCCAUCACCCCAGGACUCCACCCCUCUGUACACCAAACUCCGAAUCGAUGACAGACUCACGGGCCUGCAGCCUGAUCUGGACCUCCUGAUGCGUAAUGGCUCAGAAUUGGGCCUCUCCAUCCGGACCCAGCAGCUGAUUUCGGACAGCCAGAAGCAGAUCUCUGAUGCCAUCGCAGCAGCCAGCAUUAUGAGCAACGGCACUGGCGUGGAGAACGCAUCUCUGGGGGUGCUGGGCAUGGCUAUCCCCCAGCUCAACGACUUCCUGGUCAACUGCCAGGGGGAGCACCUCACCUACGACGAGAUCCUGAGCAUCAUACAGAAAUUUGAGCCAUGUGCAAGUAUGCGACAGAUGGGUUGGAUGUCAUUCGAGGGGUUUGCCAGGUUUAUAAUAGACAAGGAUAACUUUGCUUCCAAAAUGGAGGAAUCUCAGUUGAACCUGGAGGACCUGCAGUACCCUUUAUCCUACUAUUACAUCCAGUCCUCCCACAACACCUACCUCACGGCCCACCAGCUCAAAGGGGAGUCCUCUGUGGAGCUCUAUAGUCAGGUGCUGCUCCAGGGCUGCAGGAGUGUGGAGCUGGACUCAUGGGACGGAGAUGACGGGAUGCCCAUCAUUUACCAUGGUCACACCCUGACCACUAGAAUCCCCUUCAAGGAUGUGGUAGAGGCGGUGAACCGUUCUGCUUUUGUCACAUCCCAAAUGCCCGUCAUCAUUUCCAUUGAAAACCACUGCUCAUUGCCUCAGCAACGCAAGAUGGCCGAAAUCUUCAAGGCAGUUUUUGGGGAGAGGCUGGUGACCAAGUUCCUGUUUGAGAGUGAUUUCUCAGAUGAGCCACUGCUUCCGUCCCCGCUGCAGCUGAAGGGGAAGUUUCUGCUGAAGAAUAAGAAGCUGAAAGCGCACCAGGCCCCAGUGGACAUCCUAAAACAGAAGGCUCAUCAGCUGGCACACAUGCACGCCCAGGCUAGCAACGGCCACCAGCAUGAGGAGGAGGAGGAGGAGGAAGAUGAGUACGAUUAUGACUAUGAAUCACUGUCUGAUGUUGAUGUCUUUACCGCCUAUCCAGUUUCUUUUGGCCUGGAAGACCAGAUUCUGGAUGACCGCUCGGAGAAGUCCUCAGGAGAAUGUGAUGAAGCUCCUAAGAAGAUGAAGAAAGCCGAACACACAUCUCAAAGUAAAGGAAAGAUGUUCGAUAUGGAACUGGGGGAAGACUUUCAGCCUCUACGGAACAAGAAAGAGAACCGGCAGAUCGCACAGGAGCUUUCCGAUCUGAUUAUCUACUGCCAAGCCGUCAAGUUUCCAGGUUUCUCCACGCUGGCUUCGUCAGGUGCAGGAAAAGACAAAAAGUGCAGGAAGUCCAUCUUUAGCAAAUCCGUCACCGGAGAAAACAUACCGCCAUCCCGUGCUCCUGGGAAAGGUGCACACGACGCAGCGGGCGUGAGCUGGGAGGAGUCGACCGCCUCUCUGAGCGCGCUCAUGCGGACGCCGCGCUGCUACCACAUGUCGUCGCUGAACGAGAAUGUGGCGAAGCGUCUGUGCAGACGGUACUCGCAAAAGCUCAUCCAGCACACGACGGGCCAGCUCCUACGGGCCUACCCCGCGGCCACGCGCAUCGACUCCACCAACCCCAGCCCGCUGCUCUUCUGGGUCCACGGCAUCCAGCUGGUGGCCCUCAACUUCCAGACGGACGACUUGUCCAUGCAGCUGAACAGGACCAUGUUUGAGGCCUGUGGGGGCAGCGGCUAUGUGCUGAAACCCCCCGUGCUGUGGGACAGAACCUGCCCUCACUACCACACCUUCAGCCCUAUGGAGCGAGAGGUGGAGGGCAUGAGCCCCACACACUUCUCCAUCACUAUAAUUUCGGGUCAGAACGUGUGUCCUGGCAGUAACGGUGCCGGCAGCUCGUGCGUGGAGGUGGAUGUUCUGGGGGCGCCGGUAGACUGUGUACACUUCCGCACCAAACCCGUGCACCGCAACACCCUCAACCCCAUGUGGGGCGAGCGUUUCCCCUUCCACGUCCAGAUGGAGGAGCUGGCGUUCCUGCGCUUCGCUGUGGUGGAGAACAACAGCUCACAGGUCACCGCCCAGAGGAUCAUCCCCCUCAGAGCUCUGCGGUCAGGGUACAGGCACGUGCAGCUCAGGAACCUGCAGAAUGACAUGCUGGAGGUUUCCAGUUUGUUUGUGUUCAGCCAGAAAACAGAGGACAGUGCCUCCAGAAAUGUGGUCCCCGCUUCUGUGUUUUUCCUCACAGAAGAACAGAGGGCUGCUGUCCGGUAUAAAGUCACGGUUCACGGAGGUCCGGGUCCAGAGCCCUUCACAGUGCUGAGUGUGAAUCAGAAAACCACCGUCAGACAGCUGCUGGACAUGCUUUUGUUUCAGUCUGGGGUCUGUGCCUCAGACUGCAUCCUUGUGGAGGAGAAGGAGCCCAUCUGCAAAGAGAGGAGCGAUGUCCGGAGGCAGGGCCUCCACCGCUCCCUCGGCCCAGAAGAAGAGGUUCUCCAAGUCCUCAGCGGCUGGUCCCCAGACAAGGGUUACGUGGGAAGAAUCUGCUUCAAAACCAAAGAGGAAAGUUGGAGCAAUCGGGGAGGGGAGAAGGAGGGAGAGGAGGAGCGGAGGGAGAGAGCGGAGGAGGAACACAUCUUUGUCCAGGUGCACGAGGUGUCCCCAGGACAGCCGCACUGUGUCAUUAAGACCCAUCGUCUCAGCACUGCCCAGGAAGUCAUCCAGCAGGCUCUGAAGGAAGCCAGGCAGUCCUGCGGCGCUCCCAGCAGCCUGAGGCCCUCUGACUACAUGCUGGUGGAGGAAACGCUCAAGGAGACGGUGCAUAAGAAAGUCUCCAAGCUGAGCGAGAGGGUGCUGAGCGAGCAGGAGUGCGUGUACCAGGCGCAGAGCAGAUGGAAGGGCCCUCGCCGAUUUGUUCUAAAGCGCAGGGAGCCGGUCCAGACUGCGCGGGAUGACAAGUGGAAGGGCAUCUCCUUUGCCAGCGAACUGAAGAAACUGACCGGCCGCAGUCGGGGCGUUACUCUCAGUCCACCCUCCACCACAGAGAGCGCACGAGGCAGGGAUGAGAGGACUGCAUUCUUCUCACACCUCAGUGAAGCCACAGAGCAGGUCCUCUGAGGAGUGCACCCCCUACAGGGUGUUAGCCUGGGUACGGAUGGUUUGGGCUGGAUUAGGCGAAGCACCACAGCCAGACAGCCACACCCCCUGUGCGUGGUCUGUCCAUCUAUGGCAAAAUCGGAGCUGACAGGGUGGAGUCCUGCUGAGCUUGGUCCCGAUUGGCUGAAUAAUCAUCCAUAUAUGUAUAUAGCUUGUUGUCUUAGAGUUUGUUCUUGAAAUCUACUAUUAUAAAUGAAUUAAUAAUCUAUUUAUAAUAUUUAAAUUUCUAUGGGGUAUUCUAUUUCUAGCUCAUUGGUUAUUUAUGUUUUGUAUGGUUUGUAUACAACAAUCAUAAAAUUAUCAUGAAAACUAGUUUUUGCCAAAUGCUUGAUAAAACAUUGGGAAAUAUUAAUCUCCCCUUCAGUAUACUGUAUCAUCCUUUUUUGGACACUUUUCUGGGUCUUUUUUCAUUUCAAACAGAAUUGUUCUCUUUUUUUAAUUAAAUUUUAUAUUAACAACAAAAUCACUGUGUAUAUUAUGUGUAUUUUUUAUUAUUAUUAUUUUUUUGUUCCUGAUUGGAAGUCUUUAGUAUGUGAUAGGCUAGAGUUGCUUAAAGUUGUUUAAAGCCAUAGCAUCACAUUAGCACCCCCAGCAUUUUUUAUCAUUUGUUUUUAUGGCCUUCUUCAAUGCUGGUUGUGAUGUAUCAAUACCCUGUUAGCAUAUUGCUAUAUGGUGUAUUCACAUUGUGACAACUUUCUCUGUUGAAAUGUACAGUAAAUACAUUUUAUUAUCAAACAAAUAAAGCACAGUGAACACUAUUUUGGCUAUGUGAGAAACGUAUUCUCAAACACAGAUCCUUGUGUAGUUGUGUAGAUCCUUGUGAACUGAGAACCACAGGCUAAUAUGACUGUAAAUCUGACUCUGAUAUGAAAUGCUGAACAACCUUUCAGAAUGGCCCCUUCUCACUGUAAAUAAUAGUCUCUUCAAGUAGUAAAAUUGGGAUUUCCUCCAUGUGCCCAAGAAAA
Messenger RNA from Conger conger (European conger), 7820 nucleotides. RefSeq names its product 1-phosphatidylinositol 4,5-bisphosphate phosphodiesterase epsilon-1-like. NCBI's taxonomy places the organism in Eukaryota, Metazoa, Chordata, Actinopteri, Anguilliformes, Congridae. The record is from RefSeq and is a predicted model, not a curated record. Gene Ontology annotation, biological process: lipid metabolic process; phosphatidylinositol-mediated signaling; small GTPase-mediated signal transduction. Gene Ontology annotation, molecular function: phosphatidylinositol-4,5-bisphosphate phospholipase C activity; guanyl-nucleotide exchange factor activity.